This is a messenger RNA of Prunus dulcis (almond), 582 nucleotides long. RefSeq names its product E3 ubiquitin-protein ligase RNF14-like. Gene Ontology annotation, molecular function: zinc ion binding; ubiquitin protein ligase activity; ubiquitin conjugating enzyme binding. Gene Ontology annotation, cellular component: ubiquitin ligase complex; cytoplasm. The transcript has 2 exons. The record is from RefSeq and is a predicted model, not a curated record. Gene Ontology annotation, biological process: positive regulation of proteasomal ubiquitin-dependent protein catabolic process; protein polyubiquitination; ubiquitin-dependent protein catabolic process. Lineage: Eukaryota; Viridiplantae; Streptophyta; Magnoliopsida; Rosales; Rosaceae. Bases 1 to 582 code for a protein of 193 amino acids.
AUGGAAGGGAAGAAAAUUCGACACCAAAGGAAGGUUGUGGGAUUGGCGAUAUUGUUAAUCAAUGACCAACAAGAUGAUAUUAAUCCAAGCACUUUCACAUGUGAUUUCUGCGUUGAGUCAAAGCAUCUGCAAGAGUCAUUCAAGGUGAAGGGUUGCAGCCAUUUUUAUUGCGACCAAUGCAUUGUCAAAUUCGUAGUGUCCAAGCUCCAAGACAAUGUGACAUCCAUUAUGUGCCCUGUGCCAGGCUGCAAGGGCAUGUUAGACCCGGAGCACUGCCGUCCAAUUCUCCCGAACCAAAUUUUCGAUCGGUGGGGCAGUGCCUUGUGUGAAGCUGUGGUUAUGGGGUCUGAGACUGACAAGUACUUGUACUGUCCCUUCAAGGAUUGCUCAGCGUUGUUGGUUUAUGAGAAUGGCACCAAACGGGCUGUGUGUGCAUCAGUGUGUCCUCAUUGCAAGAGAGAGUUGUGCCCUAGUUGUAAGGUUCCUUGGCAUACUGCAUUCGAUUGUAUCCAGUUUCAGAAACUAAAUGAUGAUGAUAUGGUCAAGGUCGGUUAUGUAGAUUAUAGUACUCUUGCUGCUUAA